Messenger RNA from Xylaria bambusicola, 3261 nucleotides. Its product is annotated as putative NRPS-like enzyme. Bases 1 to 3261 code for a protein of 1086 amino acids. NCBI's taxonomy places the organism in Eukaryota, Fungi, Ascomycota, Sordariomycetes, Xylariales, Xylariaceae. Gene Ontology annotation, molecular function: phosphopantetheine binding. The transcript is spliced from 4 exons. The record is from RefSeq and is a predicted model, not a curated record.
AUGUCAGGCAAACCCGCGUCUUCACUAGCUAGUAGAGUCGCAGACGCUCGCUGGCGGAGAUACGCCCUGCCGCAGCUUAUCGACCAAGUAGCUCGUGAAGAUCCCGACUCUGUAUACGCAUCAUGGCCAGUGGUCCCGAACUCAUACUCAGCUGGUGUGCGACACAUCACAUACGCCCAGCUGGCUAACAUCGUGAACGGCUUGGCGGGGUGGAUCGUGAAAGAAAUAGGACCUGGGGACCAGAGUCAGGCUCUGGCCUAUGUAGGUCCCAACGAUGUGCGAUUCACAGCUCUUAUCUUUGCCGGUAUGAAGACAGGCCACAGGAUAUUCCUUACCUCGCCGCGCAAUAGUUUGAUAGCACAUCGGAAACUCUUCAGCGCAGUAGGGUGCAAGACGCUCAUCACGUCGGAUCCAGCAACUCCACAUGUACAUGCGAUUCUGGAAGGGGUCGAGUCAUGCAGAGCUCUUACGAUCGCGAGUGUUGAUGAUCUUCUUUCUACGACGCACCGAGUAUACGUAAUGGAGAAGGCUUUGAAUGCGCCGCUGAGGGAUGCCUUGAACAUAGUUCAUACUUCUGGUUCGACGGGGAUACCCAAGCCGUUGAUCUGGACUCAAGAAACGGCUAUGCGACACAUCGAAGCUAUUAGUCGGGACCCGCCUGACGGACAGAUAUCAGUUGAUUCAUUCAUGCGCGGCAAGCGGUUAUUAUCGACGUUACCGCCAUUUCAUGGUGCUGGCCUUAUGCAGCAUUUACUGUACGCCACUGCCUUUGGAAAUAUCAUCAACAUCCCAGCGGCAACGGGGCCGAUUGUGACGGCCCAGGGCGUCGUCGAUGCCCUCAAGCAAACACCUGCCGAUGUGGUGAUCAUGGUACCGUCUGUCGUAGCCGAGCUUUCCGAGAGUCCGGAUCUGCUCGAAUACUGCGCUAAGAACAUUCAGCUUAUCUUGUACAUCGGCGGCGAUCUACCCCAAGCCGUGGGCGACCGUGUCGCUUCCAAGGUCCGACUGCGUUGCUGGUGGGGAGCAUCUGAGAUAGGAUUUCCGCAGCAGGUAUUUGUACCUGAGCUGGAAUCGAGUGCAGCUGGUUGGCAUUACAUUCGCUUCGGUCCCAUUGUAGGCGCCAGGUUUGACCUGGUCAAUGACAAUCUCUACGAGCUCGUGAUAUGUCGCGAUGAGAAGUUGGUCGAGACCCAAACAACUUUUACUAUAGGUGGCUUUGAGAAUUUCACGGAAUACCGUACCAAGGACUUGUUCGAACCUCAUCCCGAUGUCCCAGACGCGUGGCGCUGGCGGGCGCGGGCAGACGACAUUAUCGUCUUCCUGAACGGUGAGAAGACGAACCCGGUAUCGAUGGAGCAGCAAAUAGUGACUCGCAACCCGGGCUUGAUCAGCGGUGCCAUAGUCGUCGGCGCCCAGAGAUUUGAAGCAGCAUUGAUCAUCGAGCCAGUUGGUACUGGGGGGUCCCUGUCGACAGCUGAGCAAGCCGCUCUGAUUGAGAAAGUGUGGCCGAGCGUCGAUGAAGCAAACCGCAGUGCGCCGGCGCAUGCACGGAUUGACAAAUCGUUGAUCCUAGUAGCAACUCAGCCGUUCAUUCGAUCUGGGAAGGGCACCAUUCAGCGGGCUGCGAACGUUGUGCAGUACACGGAUGAUGUUGACAAGUUAUACGCGAACGCUGAUGUCUCCGCAGCUAGUGCCCUGACUACGGAUGCGACAGAUGUAAACGCACUUAUGCGGUUGAUCCAGGAUACUCUUCGGAGCAUGGAAGGUGUCUCGGGGACAGAUGAGAACACAAACUUCUUCGACAGCGGCAUGGACUCUCUGCGCGCGUUACAACUCGUGCGAGUCUUGCGAAAAGCCGUCGGCUCUCCCAAACUUGCGUUGUCGACCGUCUAUCAGAACCCGACUCCAAGGCAACUCGCCACAGCAAUAGCAUCAAAUUCAAGCGAUCGUUUUGAUCAGAAGAUCCGAGACCAGCUUUUGGACACAUAUCGAGGCCUUCUGCACGAGAUCCCAAAGCUCCCUGGUACUACAAGCACUGAGGAAGAAGGUCCAGUAGACGUCCUUCUGACAGGCUCGACUGGGACACUGGGUACAUCCAUACUCGCUGCACUUCUCUACAACCCAAAAAUCCGCCAUAUUUUCUGCCUUAACCGAGCCGAAGACGGCGGCCGAGAGGCGCAAUUCAAGCGUUUCGCCGCUGCUAAUCUCGAAACAGACACGAUCGACUGCCGCGUCAAGUUCUUGCACGCGGAUCUGACAGAUCCAAAGCUAGGUCUCACAGAAACAACCUACGCGGACCUCUGCAGUCGCGUCAAGAUAGUGAUUCACAACGCCUGGCCCGUCAAUUUCAAUCUCAACCUGCUGGCCUUCCGGCCCUUACUCGCGGGCCUCGUGAAUCUUUUCAAAUUCGCAGCUAGUGCCGCACCGCGCACUAUACGGACUUUCUUCGUCUCAAGCGUCAGCGCUGUAACCGGUUUGAGCACCGGCGCGCCUGAGGAAAUCGUGCCGGACGACAGCAAGUUACUCCCAAGCUCCCUAGCGAACGGAUAUGCGGGGAGUAAGCGCCUAGCGGAACUCCUGUGCGACUCCGCGGCCCGACAUAUUGGCAUUCCUGUAGCUGUACUGCGCAUCGGCCAAGUCGCUGGUUCUACGGCGCCGGGUGGCACGAUCUGGAAUCGCUCUGAAUGGCUUCCUAGUCUCGUUGUCAGUUCAAUCUUGCGAUUGAACUGCUUACCUGAUAAUCUCGGCCCCCAGUUCUCCAACGUCGACUGGGUGCCGUCUGAUCUGCUGGGCAUGGUCAUCUCUGAGCUUGUCUUGGCUGGCGCUGAUACAGCACAUGGUGAUGGUGCAGAGGUCUUCAACGUGCGGAAUCCAAAUACGGUGCUCUGGAACGUGCUUAUUCCGACCAUUGAAGGGAUCUCGCGGGAGAGGUCUGAUAAGGAGGCUAUGCAAAUCGUCUCGCCGGAGACAUGGCUGGAGGUUCUGCAGGAGACUGCGGAAACAGAUGAGAACGAGGCUGGUGCUGGGUUGAUGUCGCUUGUGGCGAAGAACCCGGCCCUCAAGCUGGUCGAUUUCUACCGCGAGUCCUUGUGGCCGCGUCACUCGGAGAAUGCUCAGACACAGUUGCCGAUGGAUGUGACUAGGGCUGUGGCGGCUAGUGAUACGCUUCACAAAAUGCCUCCUGUGAGCUCAGAGUGGAUGAGGAAAUGGGUUAAGGAAUGGUUGAAAGAUAUAGACCUGGUUACUACUUCGCCGUUGUAA